This is a messenger RNA of Seriola dumerili (greater amberjack), 1590 nucleotides long. RefSeq names its product solute carrier family 7 member 10 (gene slc7a10b). Bases 1 to 1590 code for a protein of 529 amino acids. Lineage: Eukaryota; Metazoa; Chordata; Actinopteri; Carangiformes; Carangidae. The record is from RefSeq and is a predicted model, not a curated record. Gene Ontology annotation, cellular component: membrane. The transcript has 11 exons. Gene Ontology annotation, biological process: D-serine transmembrane transport; D-alanine transmembrane transport; amino acid transmembrane transport. Gene Ontology annotation, molecular function: L-amino acid transmembrane transporter activity; neutral L-amino acid transmembrane transporter activity.
AUGGAUGGACAGAACGGCAGCAGCAGCAUCUGCUCUCGGCCGCACGGCGCCGUGACGGACGACAAGAAGAAGAGGAAGAAGAAGGAGAAGGAGGAGAAGGAGACAAUCCCCGACAGAGUGACUCUGAAGAAGGAGAUCGGGCUGCUGAGCGCGUGCACCAUCAUCAUAGGGAACAUCAUCGGCUCCGGGAUCUUCAUCUCUCCGAAGGGGGUCCUGGAGCACUCGGGCUCGGUGGGUUUGGCGUUGGUGGUUUGGUUACUGGGAGGAUGCAUCGCCGCCUUGGGCUCCUUAUGCUACGCUGAACUGGGCGUCACCAUCCCCAAGUCUGGGGGGGACUACUCCUACGUCACGGAGAUAUUCGGUGGACUGAUGGGGUUUCUCCUGCUGUGGAGCGCCGUCCUCAUCAUGUAUCCGACCACGCUGGCCGUCAUCGCCCUCACCUUCUCCAGCUACGUCCUGCAGCCCGUCUUCCCGAACUGUGUCCCUCCAUACAUGGCAACACGGAUGCUGUCUGCCACCUGUCUCCUGCUGCUGACCUGGGUGAACUGCUCCAGCGUCCGUAUGGCCACCAGGAUCCAGGACGCCUUCACCGUGGGGAAGCUGAUGGCUCUGGGUCUCAUCAUUGUGGUCGGCCUGGUGCAGAUCUGCAACGGGAACUACGAGGCUCUGACCCCACAGGUGGCCUUUUCCCUGGACAGGACGCCGUCGGUCGGGCAGAUCGCUCUGGCCUUCCUCCAGGCGUCCUUCGCCUUCAGCGGCUGGAACUUCCUCAACUACGUCACUGAGGAAGUGGUCGAACCCAGACGGAAUCUACCUCGUGCCAUCUACAUUUCCAUUCCAUUGGUGACCUUUGUGUACACGCUCACCAACAUCGCCUACUUCUCCUCCAUGUCGCCCGAGGAGCUGCUGUCGUCCAAUGCCGUGGCUGUAACGUUCGGGGAGAAGCUCCUGGGGAUGUUCUCCGUCAUCAUGCCCAUCUCCGUGGCUCUGUCCACCUUUGGAGGGAUCAACGGUUACCUGUUCACCUCCUCCAGGUUGUGUUUCUCGGGGGCCAGAGAGGGUCACCUGCCCAGCCUGCUGGCCAUGAUCCACUAUAAGAACUGCACACCCAUCCCUGCUCUCCUGGUCUGCUGCACCGCCACCAUCGUUAUACUCUGCAUCGGAGAAACACACAACCUGAUCAACUACGUCUCCUUCAUCAACUACCUGUCUUACGGCGUCACCAUCGCGGGUCUGCUGUACUACCGCUGGAAGAAACCCAACCUGUACCGACCCAUCAAGGUGAACCUGCUGGUCCCUGUGUGUUACCUGAUGUUCUGGGCGCUGCUGCUGGGUUUCAGUCUGUACUCGGAGCCCGUGGUCUGCGGCGUCGGUCUGGUCAUCAUGCUCACCGGCGUUCCCGUCUACUUCUUGGGUGUCCAUUGGAAAGAAAAACCAAAGUGUAUCUACAACUUCAUCGAGCGGGCGACGUACGUGGGCCAGAGGUUGUGUUUCGUGGUCUUUCCUCAGAUCGACCCCAUCGAGGUCGCCACGCCCUCAGAAUGGACUGACCGGUCAUCAGGCAGGAGCAGUUUGUCUGCCAACUCUUAA